CAGAGAUAUAUGUUGGACAAUUCCCACAGUCACUAAUAAAGAAAACAAAACAUUAAUUAUUCAUUAAAAAACAUAAAUUAAAUAUUAUAUUUUCACAAAAAAAAAGUAAAAUAUUUGAAGAUAUUUAUUAUCGAACACCUUAAUAGGUGAGUGAAUGAUAAAAAUUAUUAAUGUACAUUUGUUUCUUCAUCUUCAUUACCGGUAUAAAAGUAUGACAUAAAGACCAGAAAAAUUUUUUUUAUUAAAAAUUGUAAUAAAAGAACAGUUUUUAAAUAAAUUUAAAAAAAAAGAUGGGAUUAAAAGAUGGAAUCAAUUAUGUUUUAUUUAAUAAUCCGAUUUCAUCCGGUACAUUUCAUAUGGCAAAAAGUGCCGCUAAUUCUGUAAGUAAAAUAGGUCUUGUAAGUAAAUCAGGAAAAACUAUUACAAUGUCACCACCAGAUAUUUAUAAAUUAGCUGCAUUAAAGGGUCCAUAUAUUAGAUUAGCAGGUGUUAGUGGUGCAGUGGCAGUAAUUUUAGCCGCCUAUGGUUCUCACAAGAGAUAUUCACCGGAUGAAAAAGGAAUUGAGGAAAGAAGAAUUUUUGAAACAGCUUCGAGAUAUCAUUUCAUUCACACUUUAUCAUUAUUAUCAUUACCCCUUUGCAGAGUUCCCUUUUUAGCUGGAACAUUAUUUAUAUCUGGCAUUAUGUUAUUUUGCGGGCCUUGUUAUUAUUCUUCUUUCACUGGAGACAAAACAUAUUCUAGGCUAACACCAAUCGGAGGAUUUUGUUUCAUUAUGGGAUGGUUGUCAAUGUGUCUUUAGAAAAAAAAAAAAAAUUCUAUGAUUCAAAUUAUCAUAAAACGUUUAAUUUCUUCCAUCUGAAAAAAAAUUGUUUAAAUGUUACGUUCUUUUUUUCUUCUUAGAAUUUAUAAGAAAACUUUUCAUGUACAUGACUUUCUAUUUCAAAAAUGUAUUUUUUAAAUUAAAAAAAAAUUCUACUUUAAUAAAAUGUAUUUAUUUAUAUACCUUACUUUAUAAUUGAUAAAAAUAAUAUAAUAAUAAUUUACUACUAUUUUUUGGAUUGGGUCCAGAUGAAUUUUUCUCAAUUUUGUUACGACUGCGUUUAUUGAAGGACUUCAAAAGAAACAGUGUUUUUUUUUUUUUUUUUUUUUUAAAUCGAAUUGAAAUAAACUUCAUUAAUUUAUGCUAAUAAGAUCGAUAUAAAUAUAACUCUUGUUUAUAAUACGAAUAAUGACGCGGGUCCAGAUCGAAUCACAAGCUUCAAAGAUGCUUUCUCAAAAAAAAAAAAAAAAAAAAAAAAUUCCAACUCUGUGUUGACUCUUGCAACCAUUUAUGGUUUUUUCCAUCUUCUUAUUUUUUAUAUCCCUUAUAAUUUAUAUUAAAAAAAAACAAGAAAAAAAAAAAGAAAACAAUCAUAUAUUCACUUUUUUUUAGACUACAAGGAUAACAUAUCGUUUUUUUUUUUUUCUUUAUGUAUUAACAUUGCCAAAUUUAAUAAACACCUUUGCUCAUCAUUAGACUAAAUACAUCAUCACUAAAGGAACAAAAAAAAAAACUCACCGAGAGAAGAUUAAAACCACCACAAUUUUUUUUUUUUAAAUAAAAAACCAAAUUCAUUUCUAGAAAUUUUUAAAAUCUAAGAAAAAAAAAUAACACAUUCUAAAGAGAACUUUUGUUUCUUAAAAAAGAAAAAAAAUUAUAUUCUCCAUUUUCAAAAUUAAACUUAACGGUAUUGGCCUUAAAACUAAAAUAAUAUACAUAUAUAGUAUAUAAAUAUAAACAAUCAUUUUUUUUUUUUUUUGAUUGCUCGACUCUUUGUGAUUUAGUCUAAUGAUGCCUUGGCGGUACCCUUAAACUUAGAAAGAGAGAGAGAGAGAGAUAAUUGGACUAUCUUACCUACCAAAUAGAAAUAUCAAAUAAUAAAUUGAACGUGGUACAUCGAUUAAAAAUGAAAAAAACGAGAACAAAGUGUCGCACACGACUUUUUUUAGAGCGUCGAUGACGCGCGAAGCAACGAAAACACAAGAGAUCGAUUAUACAAAGACGGCAAAAAAAAGAGAAAAAAGAACAAAAAAAAAAUAGGGAAAGAAAAAAAAUACGAGACGCGUUGCUAUUACCGUUUAUCGUUAAUAUUAUGUAUAUAUAUAUUAUGUUUGUAUAUAUAUAUAUAGAAGUUUGGUCAUGUCGACCAUACAUGUCUUUAUUUUUCUUGAAUUACUUUGAAAUUUUUUUUUUUUUUUUAAUGAAUUCAACAGACAUGUGUCGAUGCGACAAAAGCAUCGCUGAUAUAAAAUUUACUUAUAUAUUUUACGGUAAACGCCCUUUUCUCGUUUCAUACUUUUAUUUUUUUUAAUCGGGGUGUGUCUUUUUAAUUUUCCUUUUUCUUUCUUUUCUUUUUUUUUUCUGUAACUCGAUCUCUAAAGCAGUACUGAUUUUUUUGUUUUUUUCUUUUUUUGUUUCAUACCUAUAUCGUAUAAUAUAAAGUAUUUAUAUAUAUAGACUUGCGUAUAUCAAACUGCUUCGACGUAAUUCUAGGUAUU
This is a messenger RNA of Leptopilina boulardi, 2539 nucleotides long. Its product is annotated as transmembrane protein 256-like. The record is from RefSeq and is a predicted model, not a curated record. The transcript is spliced from 4 exons. The coding region runs from base 291 to 800 and encodes 169 amino acids. Lineage: Eukaryota; Metazoa; Arthropoda; Insecta; Hymenoptera; Figitidae.